Molecule: messenger RNA, 12468 nt
Organism: Dicentrarchus labrax (European seabass)
Lineage: Eukaryota; Metazoa; Chordata; Actinopteri; Moronidae
Gene: nbeal1
Product: neurobeachin-like 1
Exons: 54
Coding region: 433-8763 (2776 amino acids)
Biological process (GO): intracellular protein localization
Cellular component (GO): cytosol; membrane
Molecular function (GO): protein kinase binding
Source: RefSeq, a predicted model, not a curated record
GGCGUCAGUGACAGUCGGUCUUUUCCUUACACAGGUGAGUGGUCUCCAGUUUGUCGACGUCUUGAACCCACAUUUAUCAGCUUCUGGGAAUGUCCUCUGGUUCUCCCAGAAGAGCUGGAGAAGUGGAAGUAGAGGCCCAGCUGCACCAGGACCUCUCUGGGACUGCACCGCUCUCCUCUGACAUGGACUAAUUUUCGGAAAGUUUUUUUUUUUUUUUUUUUGCCACAACACGCCUACCGACCGCCGUCCAUUUCUUUUUUUUUUUUUUUUUCUGCAUCUAUUUCGUUACACCUUGCCAGAGUUGGUUGUCAUGAUGUUGAGCUUUGAAUGCCAGCGGGAGAUGUUUAGCUCAUGACUGAAAGACCAUGAAGCAGCCCGGGAAGUGACCUCGGUGGACACUACAGCCUGAGGGUGAGCCCCCUCACUGGCACCAUGGCGUCCAAGGAGAGACUGUAUGAGGUCUGGAUGCUCUACUGCACUAAGAGGGAUCCAGACUACUUGAAGUUAUGGCUGGAGAUUUUCAUCAGCUCCUAUGAGCGAUGCCUGGAUGUGGACUUUGAAAAGCCACCUUCAAGGCCAGAGGAGGUUCCCCCGGUGUUGACGCUCCUCCCAGACAACAUCCUGCAGGUUUUGCGCCACCAGCUGCUGCAGUGCGUCCAGAAAGCCUCUGACGGCCUGGAGCCUGAGCAGCAAAACCUGGCUCUGCUGCUGCUCAAGUUCCUUAUCAUCAUCUGCAGGAACCUGUCCAACGUGGAGGAGAUUGGCACUUGCUCUUACAUCAAUCACAUCAUCACCAUGACAACACUCUAUAUUCAGCAGCUGAAGAGCAAGACCAAAGAGAAGGAGAUGGCAGACCAGAGCCAGGCAGAAGAGUUUGUUCGUCAUGCGUUGGCUUUCUGCGAGAGCCUCUACGACCCGUAUCGCAACUGGAGGCAUCGAACCUGCGGGGAGCAGCUGGGUACAGUAGAGAGGAGCAGACAGAAGUACAAGGCAGCUCCGCUCACUGUUGAGUUUGUUCCUUUCUUUUACCAGUGCUUCCAGGAGAGUGAGCACCUUAAGGAGAGUCUGAAAUGCUGCCUGCUGCACUUGUUUGGAGCCAUAGUAGCUGGUGAUCAGAGGAACGCUCUGUUUGCCAUCUCUCCAGCCACCAUGGAGGUGUUGAUGCGGGUGCUGGCCGACUGCUCCAUGGGUAGCUGCUCUUCAGAUGAGGGCGAGGACUGGGACAGCGAGGCCCCCGACCGUAAGGCGCUGCUGACUCUGGGCUGCCUGCGGGAGGUGGUGCAGCGCCUCCUGGCCUCAAGCUCUGACCAGCGGCAAGUGGAGAUCGCCUCCGUGCUGGAAAACUACUUCAAGCUGCUCAACUCGGACCCGGCGGCUGUCGUUGCUGCCCGACAGCAGCAGCAGGCCAAGGGUCGAGUGCCGACACUAGGCCGACACUGGGAGAGCCGAUUUGUGGCGCUGCAAGUACACAUGCUAGACACUAUCAGGGACAUGUUCCUGUGUUCCGACAGGCCAGUUCUACAAGCAAUCUUCCUCAAUAGUAACUGUUUCGAGCAUCUGACACGACUCCUGCAAAACAGCAAGCUGGUUAAUGCUAGGUGCACGGCGGCAGACAAGGACCAGAAAGAUAUAACCAACAACAGGUUACUGACAGGAGAGAGGGACACUCAGGUGUUUCAAGGGCGACUAGACUCCCUCGCUGUAGCAACCAUUAAAGCCCUGACAACAGUGAUGCACAAAUCACCAGCUGCAAAGGAGGUGUUCAAGGAGAGGAUUGGUUACAAUCAUCUGUAUGAAGUGCUCACUUCACUCGGCCAGCCGUCACGGCACCUUCUCAAAGAGCUGAUGAACAUGGCGGUGGAGGGCGAGCACACCUCAGUGGGACUCCUGGGCAUCAGUAACGUGGAGCCCUUGCUGCUGCUGGUCCAGUGGCUCCCAGAGCUGGACUCAUCAGAGCGGCAGCUUUUUACUGCCGACUGGCUCCGCCGCCUCAGCUGCCUCAACCGCCAGACCCGCGCCACCUGCGUAAACGCCGCCAUGGUCAUGCGAGCGCUGGCCGCCCUGGAGUGUCACGAAAGGCUGCACCGAGCUUGCGCCGAGAGUCUUUUGGGGCUGGUGGGUUCACUGGGCUCCCAGUCGUUAGGCGCCAGGGAACUCCUGGGACUCGUGCGCCUCCUCAGGCCUCCAGAGUCCACUCAAGCACACCCUUACGUAGGUCCUGCCCUGAGAGCCCUCCUGGCUAUGGUACGGAAGCAGGGCCUGGAAAGUGCCAUGCAGUACUUUGACCUGUCACCCAGCAUGGCCGGCAUUGUAGUCCCAACAGUGCAGCGCUGGCCAGGCUCUGCCUUCAGCUUUGUCGCCUGGUUGUCACUAGAUCAGGACCAGUUAGGCCCACUCAGCAAGGACAAGAGGAAGCAGCUCUACAGCUUUUUCACCCCGGGGGGGAUGGGGUUUGAGGCCUUCAUUAGCUCAGCGGGUGUGCUAGUGGUUGCUGUAUGCACGAAGAAGGAGUACGUCACUGUCAUGCUGCCCGACUACUGCUUCUGUGACUCUCUCUGGCACAGCAUCGGUGUGGUGCAUGUACCAGGAAAGAGGCCAUUCGGACAGAGUCUCGUGUACAUUUAUGUGGAUGGGCAGCAGAAACUGUCUGCCCCCCUCAAGUACCCCAUCAUGACAGAGCCAUUCACCUCCUGUUGCAUCGGCUCAGCAGGCCACCGGACCACCACUCCCCCGCCCUCCCAGAUCCCAGACCCUCCGUUCUCCUCCGCCACAACACCCACCACUCGCUCCUCGCUGGGCGGCAUCCUGUCGCCGCAAACCUGGGGUGGGCUGCUGGGGGGGAAGUCUGAGUCUGUGACUAAGCUCAUCUCUGCAGGGACCCAGGACAGCGAGUGGGGAAGCCCUACCUCGUUGCAGGGCCAGCUGGGAAGCGUCAUGGUCUUCCAUGAACCCCUACAGCCUAACCACAUGAAAGCCAUCUGUAGUGCUGGUCCAAACUGCAUCUCUCCAUUCAAAACCCAGGAAUCAGAACUCGGCGACCUUUCAGCCAAAUUGCUGCUGCACUACUCCCCCAAGGCUUGUAGGAAUCCCAUCUGUCUCGAUCUGUCUCCAAACAUGCUGCACGGCCGCCUGACUGGGAAUAAAGUUGUCAACUGGGAUAUCAAGGAUAUGAUCAACUGUGUUGGCGGCCUGCCAGUGCUCUUCCCUAUACUGGAGCAGUUGUCUCUGGUGACCCCUGAUCAACAGGCCAGUGAUCCCGCAGCCGGGUCAGACUUCAUCACCCCUGAUGUGACCACGCCAGCCGACGGAGAUUGGGUCAUUCUCCCAUCUAACAGGGCUUCAGAGGCACGCCUGGAGAAAAACCUGGUAGCCACCUUCCUGUUGGUGCUGAAGCAUUUCCUGCAGAGACACCCAAUCAACCAGGAGAAUCUGCUGCACUCGCAUGGUGUCGGUACACUGGGAGCCCUCCUGCAGAAGCUGCCAGCAGGUCACGUGGACGUCAGCGUGUUGGUUGCUAUGCAGCUUCUGAUAGAGCAGGUGACAUAUGAGAAGAACCAGGCUCUGCUGCAGCAGCUUCAUACACAUCUACUGUUCAACUUCAACAUCUGGAACAAAGGAGACUUCCCUCUACGCAUAGGUCAUAUCCAGUACAUGUCCACGGUCAUCAAAGAUAACAGGAAGCAGUUCAGAAAAAAAUAUGGAGUUCAGUUCCUUUUGGACACGAUACGUCUUUAUUAUGGGAAGAACAGCAAUAAAGAGAGCGACCUGAGUGAGGAUGAUAUUCGUACCAUCCGGGCGUCUCUCUGCGGCCUCAUCAAGUACUACAUGAGCAAGGGCAUGUCACAGGAGGAGAUGCACAGCAUUCUGGGAUACAUCUCUGCCAUUGGAGAUGAGGAGCAGUUGUGUGGGCUGCUGGAGUUGUUACUCAGCCUUCUUCAAAGCAGUCUGGCCAGAGACCAGCUCUUCCUGCUCCUCUUUGAGCCCGGGGCGGCCGACUCCUGCUACGCUCUCCUGCUCAACAACAAGCAUUCGGAUCGACUCCGAGAACUCGUCUUCAAGUUAUUUGAGCGCAUGUUGCGCUGCGACCGCGUCUAUGAGAAGAAUAAACAGCGUUUGCGGCUGAGGGAGGCAGGCUAUGCCGGCCUUUCGCUGCUCUUCUCCGAACUUCACAUCACUCCCACCCUGAUCCGCUGUCUCCUCAACCAGGUCCUCCACACAGAUCACGUGGUGAACUACAAGGACCUGAUGUCUCUGGUCCAGCUCACUCACCGGGCCGGACCGAGCGUACGCCUCAUCGUCUGCAAGAGGGUGUACCAGCUGCUACAAUCCCAACAGGAUGCUGCCGUCCAGAUCUCAAGGCAGCAAUGUUGGCAGGACACUCUGAUGCGGCUGUACCUGCGGGGUGAAGGGUCCUUGCCACUGCGGGGCGCUGACACUGUCAGCACCUGCAGCCUGGACCUGAGCCGGCCCAGUGGCAGCAACACUAACCGCCUCGAGCUGCCGCUGGACAGGAGAGCGCGGGCAGGCAGCGCUAGCCGCCUGGACCGGCUAGAGGACGACCGGCUCAGCAUAGGUGACACUCGGUCUGUGGACAGCCUGGAGAACGGUGACGUCAUCUCGCUGCUGGACACGCCAUCUUCCUCUGCCUCCACCGAGCCUCCACUACACGUCAAGCCCUGGGUGGUGGGAAAGUCAGGGGGCUUGAUGCUGGAUCUGUCCCACCUGCAGGCAUACGAGGGCGGGGAGAGCGGCAGCCAAACGCCUGGCAGCAUGCCCAGCACACCGUCGCCACUGGAGACCUCUAAACCUUUCCCAGGAAGCUCCGGGGAUCGAGAUGCAACUUCCUCCCUGACUGAAGACAGCUUUCUCUUCAGUGACAACAUCUCACUGGGGGAGUCCUUCAACAAUGCUGAGCGGGCGGAGGAGGAGCUGUGCAGCAUGCUACUGGAGAUUGUGCUGUGCGUGAUGUGGCGUGGCGUAGAAGGUUCAGAUGAUUCGGCGUGGCUGGAGCGCGGUCAGGUCUUCUCAGCUCUCACUAAACUGGGAACCGCCAACGAGCUGCUGCUUCCAGUCGACCAGAUCAAACUCAGUCUUAUGGAACGUAUGUUGGAGUGGGCGGUGAGUGAUAACCGCGAGGCAUCAGCCGCCACGUUACCGCAGCACACGGAGAACGCAGUGCGGUUGCUUCACAUGGUGCAAGACUUCCUGCAGGCUGAGGGCCUGGUCAACCCAGCUCUGUGGACGGAGAAGGUGCUGGAAGAGACCGUGACACUGAUGGACAGCCUCAUGGUUUGGUACUCGGCCGGCACCCAGUGGUUCCAGCUCUCUCAAGUUGGACUGAGAUUGCUGCUGGGCUUCAUGGCUCAGACAGACCCAGAAGUGUGUGCAAUGGCCACCGCCAAGCUGAAUGGCAUCCUGCAAACAAAGGAGGUGUCCAGCCAGGACGAGGCCUGCUACCUGCUAGGUAAGGUGGAGGGCAUCCUGCGGCGUUCUGUUCAGGAACAAACGGAGGAGACGUAUUCCUUCCUGGUUCCUCUGCUGCGAACGCUACUCUCCAAAGUCCACCGCCUCCUCUACAUGGAGCUGCACCUCCCCCAGCUCCCGGACACCAACGGCAGCCCGUCCUUCUUCGAGGACUUCCAGCUGUACUGCAACUCACCUGAGUGGCGCGUCUACCUCGACAAAUAUAUUAUCCCGUACAUGAAGCAGUAUGAAAUCGAAACAUUCAGCCAGGGCCAUGAGACCAUGGCUCUCUAUUGGAAAGAGUGCUACGAGGCUUUCAUGGUCAGCCUGCAUAAGAGAGAGAGGGAGAGGGGUGAGAGCAAGAUCCGCUUCCAGGAGCAAUUUGUGGAGCCUUUCUCACGCCGAGGACGCCAAGAGAACCUCCGCUACAACAGCAUGUUGAAACAGCAGCACAGCCAGAACAGUGCCACCCUCAGGCAGUGGAAGGCAGCACGCCGGGGUCUGGUGUGUGAGAGAGGACCCUGGGCUGACAGGCAACAGGACAAGAUGCACUGGAGGUUGUCCAGUGCUGAGAACUUCUCCCGCAUGAGGCUGAAAUUGGUCCGUAAUUACAACUUUGAGCCACACCGAGAGGCCAGCGCACUGAGAGACAACCUAGGUGUCCAUCAGCAGCGUGUAAACCCGGAGUCUCUACUGCUGGAGGCUGUGAAGCAGGUCAAAGUCAGCGACCUGGAAGACGACAUCCUGGAGCUGCCUGAGGACGAUCCUGCUGCUGCCAACAACCAAGUUGAAACAGAGGAGGCAAGCCAGAAGGAGAAGCUGGUGCUGUGGGAGGACUGCGAGUUGGUGACGGUGGUGGACGUUGUGCCUGGUCGCCUGGAACUCACCACCCAACACAUCUACUUCUACGACAGCAGCCAGGAGAAAGAGGAAGGUGUGGGCCACGACUUUAAAUGGCCCCUGUCUCAGAUCCGAGAGGUCCACCUGCGGCGUUAUAACCUACGGCGCUCAGCUCUAGAGAUCUUCCUCAUCGAUCAGACAAAUUACUUCCUCAACUUCAAGAAAGAGGUGAGGAACAAAGUCUACAGCCGCAUGUUGCUGCUGCGAUCUCUCAGCCUUUAUGGAACCCGCUCCCCACAGGAGCUCCUCAAAGCCUCUGGACUCACACAGAAAUGGGUGAACCGGGAGAUCUCCAACUUUGACUAUUUGAUGCAACUGAACACGAUUGCAGGCAGAACGUACAACAACCUGGCUCAGUAUCCAGUGUUUCCCUGGAUUCUAGCUGACUACACUUCAGAGGAGCUGGACCUGUCUGAUCCUCGGGUAUUUAGGGAUCUGUCAAAGCCAGUCGCAGUUCUUAACGAACGCAACGCCAAGGCUGUUAGAGAGAAGUAUGAAAGUUUCGAGGACCCGACAGGCACCAUCGACAGGUUCCACUACGGCACCCACUACUCAAACGCCGCUGGAGUGAUGCACUACAUGAUCAGAGUGGAGCCCUUCACCUCCCUGCACAUCCAGCUGCAGAGUGGACGGUUUGACUGUGCCGACCGCCAGUUCCACUCCAUCCCUGCGACGUGGCAGACCCUCAUGGACAACCCCAAUGACGUCAAGGAGCUCAUCCCGGAGUUCUUCUACUUCCCAGAAUUCCUUGAGAACCAAAAUGCCUUUGAUCUGGGUCGCCUGCAGAUCUCCAAGGAAAGGGUAAACGAUGUGGUUCUGCCCAAAUGGGCCAAGUCCCCUGAGGACUUCAUCUACAAGCACCGCAAAGCCCUGGAGUCGGAGUACGUCUCAGCCCACCUUCAUGAGUGGAUCGAUCUGAUCUUUGGUUACAAGCAGAGGGGCCCUGCAGCGGUGGAGGCCCUCAACGUCUUCUACUACUGCACAUAUGAGGGGGCGGUGGACCUGGAUGCCAUCACUGAUGAAAAGGAGCGAAAGGCCGUGGAAGGCAUGAUCAGCAACUUUGGACAGACGCCCUGCCAGUUACUCAAGGAGCCCCAUCCUGUGCGCCUGCCUCAAGAGGAAGUGGAGAAGAGGAAGGCUCAGCUGGACUCAUGUCCUCUCAACAUGUUCGAACACCUCAGCGACCUCAAGUCCUUCUUUGUUGAGGGCAUCAGUGACAAUGUGGCGCUGGUUAAAGCCGUGGUGCCAAAGAAUCAGUCCCAUUCCUUCAUCACCCAGGGGAGCCCCGACACCAUGGUGACGGUUAGUCGGAACUGCCUGGUCGGGACCCAUGGGUGGCUGCCUUACAACAAGAACAUCUCCAACUACUUCACCUUCAUUAAGGACCCCACAGUGUCCAACACCAAGACCCAGCGUUUCCUGUCCGGACCCUUCGCCCCCGGCGUGGAGGUCACAUCUGGACUGUUUGUGGUCUCCCAUGAUGGCAAGUUGCUCUUCAGCGGUGGCCACUGGGACAACAGCCUCCGGGUCACCUCCCUGGUUAAGGGCAAGACUGUGGGACAGCACAUCCGACACAUGGACAUUGUGACCUGCUUGUCAACAGACCACUGCGGUAUCCACCUAAUCUCCGGCUCCAGAGACACAACCUGCAUGGUGUGGCAGGUUCUUCAGCAGGGUGGAGCUCCUGUGGGUCUUUAUCCUAAACCAGUUCAGGUGUUGUACGGACACACGGACGAGGUGGUCAGUGUCAGUAUCAGCACAGAGCUGGACAUGGCUGUGUCUGGAUCACGGGACGGGACAGUGAUCAUCCACACGGUGCGUCGGGGUCAGUACAUGCGCUGCUUGCGACCGCCGUGCGACAGCUCCCUGCCGCUCUCCAUCCUCCACCUGGCUGUGUCCUGGGAGGGUCACCUGCUGGUCCACACCUGCCUCGAGGGCAAAGCAACGCUCAAGGAUAAAAACGCUCUACAUCUUUACUCUGUAAAUGGGAAGCACCUCUGCAGCGAGCCGCUGAAGGAGCAGGUGACUGAUAUGUGUGUUUCAGGAGAGUAUGUCGUCAUCGGCAGCGAGCAGGGAUACCUGUCCAUUCGUGACCUCUACAGUCUGUCGAUGAGCAUGGAGCCAAUGGCCAUGCGGGUGCCGGUGCGUUGCGUCUCGGUCACCAAGGAGCAGAGCCACGUCCUGGUGGGCCUGGAGGACGGCAAGCUGAUCAUCGUGGGCGUGGGCAAGCCGGCGGAGGUAAAGAACUCGCUGAGGAACUACAUCGCUCAGAGCCUGGAGGGAUCGCCGCUCAUGGCCUCCCCCCUGCUGGCCCCGCUUCGAGCUCGCUCGCCAACCCGCCUGCUGCACCAGCGCGACCAGCUGGUGUUCAGCCCCACUUCCAGCUCCCACAAACCCUAGCACCUCCUAGUCCGUUCCCCUCCCCUCCUUUUCCAUUGCUGUAUAUCUGACACACACACACAGACACACACACACACACACACACACACACACACACAGACACACAUACUGCACCUGUGUUGCAAUGCUCGGCCUCGACGUCCUCAAAGAACUUUCAACACGCAGUCACCUCUCCUUCUCAGGGAUGGUUGUCGCCCACAUUCACUCUUUUGGCUUAAUUCUUCCCAAACCAAACAAACAAACACACACACACACACACACACACACACACACACACACACACACACACACACACACACACACACACACACACACACACAUUUAUAGCUGAGCCACACAGAUUGAACACAUUCCUUCAGCACCCAGCUGAGCAGAAACUAGAACCACAACUGUGACAUAAAAACAACUUGUUGUGCUUACCUCAUUCUGUUCUAUUUGGUAUUUGGCAUCUGUGCAAUAUUUGACUAGAUUUGGCCGUUGACCUGGGAUAAACUCCAUCCCCUGCUGUUUACCUGAAGUGUCAUUAUGUCACGUGUUUGAGUGUACUCUUCAACUAUAACAAAUAAUGCUGUGAAACAAACUUAACACUAAUUAACGCUUCUGCAAACACAAAGCCAUAUUAACAGUGUAGCUACAAUCUAAUAAUGCAAACUAAUAAUCUUGCGCCAAGAUAGACUUCAGUGUUUGGAUGAUGUUGAUAGUGUGGUAGUGUAGAUGUCGGAGGUUGAUACAGGCAGUCCCCCUCUGAAUAGUUUGAUCAUCGCACCUUUCUGCUUUUCAUCUCUUCUGUUCAGAUCGACUCACCAAAGUGAAUCAAGCUUUAAUUUGUUCUUUAAUGCCUCACAAGCUUCACAAGUCAAUCAAGCUCCAAUGAACUAAUCAAUCACUCAUGAAUCAUAUACCUCCUCCUUUUUCUCCCCCUUCCGUUUCCUUUGACUUCACGCUUUUCUUUCCCCCCCCUCUCCCCCGUCCCACUUCCUCCUCCUCUUCCUCCACUCUUCUCAGAUGCGUUCGGGCCAGAUCACACGGAAGCUGUGGGGCUCCAGCAAGAGACUGACUCAGAUCUCCUCGGGGGAGACGGUGUACAACAUCUAGCGCCACCACAACUGACCCAUCCCGAGCCCUGAACCCUCCCCUCCAAGCACAUCCCACCCACAUUCCUGUCACUCAGUUUGCCUCCAUACCCAUCAAUCACCAAACAGAUUGCUUCAUUAUGUUUGAGGAAACUCCCUUCAGCACUGUUCCACUGUUUAAUGGGUGGUGGGCAGAUGUCUUGGUGGUGCUAAAACCAUCACAAAGUCUGCGUUAUGUUUUUUCUGUGUGCGUGUGUGUGUGUGCGUGUGUGAUCCUGCUUUGGGUUGAACGUACGGCGCCGGCGCUGUGGUUCAAAUCCAGAAGUAGCACCAGCCUCGGCAUCACCACACCACUACCCACCACUCCCAAACACCACGGCAUCUCUCGUAAUCAGCCGGUCAUCAUCAUCAUCUUUACAUAAUUCUACACAGUUAGCUCCACGGAGGCACUGUGGAUUCAUCGACCUGCUCAGCUUAAAUUGAACAGGAUCGGUCAGCUAACUGCUCUCCUGUGUGUGUGUGUGUGUGUGUGUGUGCGUGUGCAAGCAGCCUAUUGCCAUGCUCUGUCUCAAAAUAUAGUUUCAAGUGGCCUUUUUGUCCCCCCUUAGUUUGCCUUGGAUGCAGACAGGCGGGCCUGUGCUCUGUAGGCCGAGACUUUUCAUGGUUGCCUCAAAGCUGCCACACAGCAGCCUUAUGCAGUAGGACGGCUCCAUCACUCACAAGACCAAACUCUCUGCCUUUCCUAUGCGUUUUUAUAAAUAUGUGUAUGUGUGCGCGUGUGAUUUUCAUUUGUUUUUUUAUUGUGGAUUUCUAUGUUGUCUUUGUUUUGGGGUUUUCUUUUUGUUUGUUUUUUAGACAGAUUUAUGCAUGUGCCCAGAAACUUGGCAUCUGUUCGUAUGCAUGGCAUUUUUGGUACAUUUUGAGAUUAGAUAGCAGACACGGUGGUGGAGAAGUCGUGUUUCUUUUUGUUUGUUUACGCUUGGAUAUAGCUGACUUGUAUCUGUAGCGUCAGUCUUCAAUGUUCAUAUCAUUUAAGAUACGGUUUUGUAAAAAAAACAAACACAAAUUCUCACUACAGGCAAAACACUACACUCUGAGACGUAAGAAGCAUCCAUGUGAAGAUUUAUCACAGCAGUAGAGAGAAAGAAAAACUACUUUAAAGUCACAUAUCGCUCUCCGUGCUUCAUCGAAUGUUUUUAAGUUACUUGAAUCCAUGUUUAUUUAUAAGUAAUAGUAGCAGUUUUUUAAAUCACACCUUGUCUCUUGAAUACAGACACCAGUAUAUUUUAAACUCUGACUGUUCAGACACCUGUAAAAGAAGGAGAAAGAAGAAAUCCUCAAGGGCUUUAUGAGAUGUCAGUGUUAACAGCAAUACAGCUUCUUCGGCGGGUGGCUGUCGAUGCUUUCUUCCUGUUUGUCCCAUAUUGGUCGCUCAGCCAGCCCUCUAUCUCCAGUCUUCCUAUACCUUAACUGGGACAGUAAAUGUACCCCACCUCCCUCCCUUUCUCCCCCCUCCUCCCAUCAACUGCCUUGAGCUGUCAUUGCCUCAAUCUAUCAUCCUUUGUUGUUUUUACAUCUCAUUCUCCUUCCUGCUCAUUGUGAAGCGACUGAUUUCAGAGGAGUUUUUUCUUUUAAUGGGCAUCGAGAAGGUUUGCAUGCCUCGUUUAGGUCGCUCGGAAGACGUGUUGUUCGUGUGUGUGAAUGUGAUUCCUGUAAUAUCAGAAUCACAAAAAAGCCACAGUAUGAAGCUCCUGUGGAUGUGAUUUAUAUUUUUGCACCAUACCUGUGUGUGUGGGUGUGGGUGUGGGUGUGGGUGUGUGUCUGAUUGUAUGUGUGUGUGAGGACAUGCCAAUGAUGCAUGUUUAUUUUUUAUAGCCAAAUUCUUGAUUUCGUUGUUCAUGUGGCGUCUCUGAUUCUGUGAACCGUGGCAGCCCUUGAUUGUUUUUGGCUCAGUCAUGGGUUCGGCAUUGAACACAGGGUCACUCUAGUGGUUCCCCUUUUCUCUUUUUUUUCCCAUCGUGAUUUUUGUAUUUAGUUUUUAUUUAAAUGUCACAGCAAGGUGGAGUGCAAAGACCAAUCUGUGUCCUUCUCUAAGAGAUUUCUGUGAAAGGUGCAUAAAAUGUUUUUCAAUGCAGUUUUUUUCCCUUUGGUUCAUCCGCAUUUGUCAUUCAGACAAAAGACCACUGUUCGAGUUGUUCCACGACUGCAACAAACGGAGUGCCUUUAUCCCAGUGUGGUGUUAACAUAGAGCAAGGUUUCUCUCAUUACUGCAGAUUAUCGUCCCCGACCUCACCGUAAAUCAAAUGAAAGCAGCAUUCCAGAAGUUAAACCUCCACAGGUUCACCGGGAACCAAGAAUAUACUGUAGGACUUUAAAAUCAAAAAGUACUAUUUUGUGUCUUAGCAGCAUUCUCUGUGACUGUCACCAAAUGGAUGUGUGUAUAUCUGUGAUUAUUUAUGAAUACAGUAUAUAAUGUACAGCAUGAUUUUUAUUUCAGUGUAUUUGAAAUGUACUUUUGCACUUUCCAGGUACUAAAUUGUAACAAAUUGUUUUAACUUGGCUCCCUAAUCUGUACAAACUGCUUUGUAUACACAAGUGGAAAAUGAUCAUUAAAGUCUUGUCUAAAUUUAAA